CGUUUGUGAUUUCUCAAUACUAACUAUAACGCACCUACUUCUCGGAUAACAUGGCUUCCUCGAGCGAACCGUCUUGCUCACGUGGAUUGAACAGCUACCCAGACCCGUGGUGUGCAGUGUAUUCAAACGUGGCGACCGAUCCUUCUGGUAUGAAGGAUAUAAACCACCACUCCAAAAACGAAGCCAAUCCCAAGAAUGAAGUCAUCCCUACCCCCAACCGUAUUACCGAAUUCUUCUGCCAAGCGGAUGGAACCUGUAGAAUGCCUACUGUGAAACCGCUUGGACCCGACCCGUCGAUUUGGCCUUCAACACCACCACCCCCAGACCAGUGGUCAUCUUCCAACACAAAAUGCUCAAUAGCAUGGCCUGACCUUUCAACCUUUCUACCCGUGCCACAAGGCCCCAUUGAACCACCAACUUCUAAAUAUCGACUGAAAACCCGAGAACAAGAAGAACCGUGCGAGAAACUCGGCAGCGCCGUGUUACUAGAAGGCAGUAUACCCUACUUUGGCACCGGAUGCGGAGAAUACGGUCGCAAAAUUGAUACCAAUGCCAUAUGUCGCUUCUUUGACAAAAACCGCAUGAGGAGACAACAAUGUGCAAAAGAAGACACACCACUAAUUUUCUCUUCCGUCUUACCACCGUCCACUCGGCAAGCCGCCGCUCCAUCCCGCCAGCCCGAUUCACCACUCAUGGUCUGUGCAUAUCCUGCACCACCACAACCUGUGACACCAUCCGCUUCAAGAUACGAAACCUACAGCCACGCACUCGCUAGCCGCCCCUCCUAAAUCACAACUCUGCCAUUCCUUCCGCGCCACCCCCUGAUGCAUGAAUUUCCCGCGCUGCAUAGAGGUCCCGACCGGAUGGUUGUAACGACGAGAGAUGAGCAAAGGGAAGAAAAGACACUCUUUUCGUCAACGACCAUUGUGGCUUGUCUGAGCAAUAUUCGCGGCGCGAAAA
Molecule: messenger RNA, 960 nt
Organism: Bipolaris sorokiniana ND90Pr
Lineage: Eukaryota; Fungi; Ascomycota; Dothideomycetes; Pleosporales; Pleosporaceae
Exons: 1
Coding region: 51-788 (245 amino acids)
Source: RefSeq, a predicted model, not a curated record